AUGGAACAAAUCUCUGUGAAGUUGAGCUAUGCGGGGGCACAUCGCCGGUUCAAAAUUAAGGGAAAUGACUACGACGGCCUAUUUGCCAAUCUGAUGACUCAUCUGUCUCAACUCGCCGAUGAAGGAGAGCCCGAUUUUGAUAUUGCCUGGCAAGAUGAAGAUGGUGACAAUAUCAUCAUCUCUCGCCCUGCUGAACUUGGGGAAGCCAUUGAAUCGCGAAAAGAUGAUCUGCUUAGACUUCACACUAUUAAGAAAAGCGAGGAGCACGGAAAUAAUGGGAGCGAAAAAGUGAAAAAUGAAAAAGAAGCGGAAAAUCCCUCUCAGCCAGAGGAAAAUACGCAGAAAACUGAGAAUUCUGGCGAGAUUAACGCUAUUCACGGAAAUGUGCUCUGCGAUGUAUGUGAUGCUCCUGUGAUUGGUAUCCGUUACAAGUGCAUUCUUUGCAGUGACUAUGAUUUGUGCCAGAAUUGUGAAAGAACAGGUGCUUCAUUACUUUAUUGUCACAUUAUUUAUUUGUCCCAUCUCCUUUCACGGGACGUAUCUAACUCAGAAUGCCAAGAAACUGUAUAGAU
Strongylus vulgaris is the source of this 572-nucleotide messenger RNA. The record is from the annotation of a GenBank genome assembly. NCBI's taxonomy places the organism in Eukaryota, Metazoa, Nematoda, Chromadorea, Rhabditida, Strongylidae.